Brettanomyces bruxellensis is the source of this 1050-nucleotide messenger RNA. RefSeq lists its product as uncharacterized. Bases 1 to 1050 code for a protein of 349 amino acids. NCBI's taxonomy places the organism in Eukaryota, Fungi, Ascomycota, Pichiomycetes, Pichiales, Pichiaceae. The transcript has a single exon. The record is from RefSeq and is a predicted model, not a curated record. Gene Ontology annotation, biological process: Golgi organization. Gene Ontology annotation, cellular component: membrane; endoplasmic reticulum-Golgi intermediate compartment; endoplasmic reticulum.
AUGUCAUUUAGAGGUACACAAUUUCCUCAAGGAGGACAACAAGGUGCGGCAUCAUAUGGAAUGCCGGGCCAACCUGCAGUUGACCCUCAGUCACAAAGCCAAUAUGCGGGUAGUUACCAUCCACAAUUCCAUAGAGAAUUUCAGUCCUCAGGCUUUUCUAACUCUUCAAGUUCGCACAUUGAUCCAUUGGAUACCAUAAACAGAAUGAUACCUUCGGACAAUCCAUACGUGAAGAAGUUCGAACAUUUUACAGAAAAGGUCGAACAAUUGAUAGACCGCUACUUGGGGGGCGCCAAACCAUACGUUCCAAGUAUUGGAAGAUUUUUCAUCGUGGCUACAUUCUUAGAGGACUCUAUGAGGAUCAUCUCCCAGUGGAAGGAACAGGUUUACUAUUUGAGUACCUACAGACAUUUAUAUCCAUGGCUUGUCAAAUUCUUUUUACUCUUUAAUGUUGUUUCGAUGUGCGUUGGUUCGCUACUGGUGAUUAUGAGGAGAAAGCCACUUCUUGCAACAGGUCUUUUGUCCUCAAUUGUCCUCCUUCAAGGAAUAGUUUACGGGCUUUUCUUUGAAACUUUCUUCUUUUUGAGAAACGUUUCUGUCAUUGGAGGUCUCCUUCUAGCACUUUCAGACUCUGUUGUUAUUGACAAAAGAAAAUUGAUGAUGCCAGGACUUCCUAUGAUUGAGAGUAAGGACCAUAAAAAAUAUUUCCUUCUUGCGGGUAGAAUCAUGCUUAUUGUGCUCUUUCUUGCAUUUAUCGUUAAUGCACAUUUUAGCAUCUUCAGCAUCCUGGUUACCAUCAUUGGUUCCAUCAACUGCAUUUCAGUCGCCAUUGGUUACAAGACUAAGUUUUCUGCCGCUAUUUUGACAAUCCUUCUUGCUGUCUAUAACGCUUCGACCAAUCACUAUUGGACUUAUGACUACAGGGACACGAGGAGAGAUUACCUUCGUUAUGAGUUUUUCCAGACAUUAAGCAUUGUUGGAGGUCUUCUUUUAAUCGUCAACACGGGUGCGGGUGAACUUUCCAUUGAUGAGAAGAAAAAGAAAUAUUAA